Molecule: messenger RNA, 910 nt
Organism: Saccostrea cuccullata (small rock oyster)
Lineage: Eukaryota; Metazoa; Mollusca; Bivalvia; Ostreida; Ostreidae
Product: MAM domain-containing glycosylphosphatidylinositol anchor protein 1-like
Exons: 5
Coding region: 1-825 (274 amino acids)
Cellular component (GO): membrane
Source: RefSeq, a predicted model, not a curated record
AUGAGGGCACUUAAUAUUAAGAUUUUAUUUCCACUAUUUCUUCUUAGUGUUCUAUUGAGCUGUAAGGCCGAGGAUUGUACAUCUCUGUUAUAUGACAAAGAUGUACCGGAGGCGUUCAACACUCGUACCUACGAGACUAUAACGACAUUUCCCGGCUCCGUGAUCGGCCAUUGUUCUGGUAGAUGUUUAGGAAAUCUGGAAUGUCAGGCGGUAGAGGUUUGUGAAUCCGGCGGAGCGGAGUAUUGUAGAUUUGUGAAGGGAUGGGAUCCUACUUUUACAGAUUCGGGCAGCGGGGGCACAUGUCAGCAGUAUAGAGUGAACUUUAUACUUCUUUGUCAAUUUCUAGAUCUGUGUGACUUUGAGAUAGCUCCAGAACCAUCGUGUUUUCUGACAGAGGCAACAGAUGAUAUUUUCAACUGGAUGAGGAAAUUGGGACCGACUGGUUCUGUUAACACCGGUCCUGAUGGCGCUAAAGCCGGUACCUACUACAAGUACAUAGAAACAUCGUCACCUCGAGUCACCGGAGACUACGCCAAACUGGUCAGCAAUAGAGUGUUUGAAGAUAAGACAUACUGUCUUACCAUGUACUACCACAUGUACGGAUCAACGACCGGAACUCUGAAGAUUCAGACUAGGACCGGAAAUGACACAGUGACGCAUUGGGAACUGACAGGUGAUCAGGGAAACCAAUGGUACAGCAUCGAUAAACUCAACCUCCCUCUGAAUAACAACACGGAGAUAAUCAUCGAUGCCUCCAGGGGAAGUAAUUACUACAGCGACAUCUCUGUUGACUAUAUAGUGUUGUGGCCCUUUGCUUGUCUCUGAGGACGUCACACAAAUGAUCAGCGUAUAUACAAGAAUGGCCAUACCUCAUGAUAAAUUUUCUAUGCCUAGUUUUUUUUUUCAAGAA